This is a messenger RNA of Clarias gariepinus (North African catfish), 1775 nucleotides long. RefSeq names its product D-amino-acid oxidase-like. NCBI's taxonomy places the organism in Eukaryota, Metazoa, Chordata, Actinopteri, Siluriformes, Clariidae. The record is from RefSeq and is a predicted model, not a curated record. The coding region runs from base 67 to 1101 and encodes 344 amino acids. Gene Ontology annotation, molecular function: FAD binding; D-amino-acid oxidase activity. The transcript is spliced from 11 exons.
GCUGCUGCUGCUGCUGCUGUUUGUUCUCUGAGUGAAGCACAAACACGACGCGAGCAAACUGAAGCCAUGCGAGUAGCGAUCAUCGGAGCAGGGGUCAUCGGCCUCUCUACAGCCCAGAGCAUUUACGAGCAUUACCAUGACAAAGUCAGUCCCUUGAUUAUUGAUGUCUACGCAGACAUCUUUAGCCCUCUGACCACCAGUGACGGAGCAGCAGGACUGUGGCAGCCUUACCUCUAUGAUAAGGGCAACGUCCAGGAAACAAAAUGGAACAAAGAAACUUUUGAUUACCUUCUGAGUUUCCUCAGCUCUCCGGAAUCUGUUAAAAUGGGAAUAUUCCUGGAGUCUGGCUACAAUCUGUGCACCCGACAUGCCCCGGAGCCGUCGUUUAAGGACACCGUGUUGGGUUUUCGGGAACUCACCCAGCGUGAGCUCGACAUGUUUCCUGGAUACAGCAUGGGUUGGUUCAACACGGCUUUAAUGCUGGAAGGGAAGACCUAUCUGCCCUGGCUCAUGACCUGGUUGACAAAUAGAGGCGUGAAGUUUCACCACAGAAAGAUUCAUUCCUUCCAAGAGCUGGCAGAGAGUGGAGCAGACGUCAUCGUCAACUGCUCAGGCGUUCGCUCAGGCGACCUGCAACCUGAUUCUGAGCUCACUCCAGGCCGAGGACAGAUCAUCAAGGUGGACGCUCCGUGGUUAAAACACUUCAUUCUGACGCACACGUUCACAUCAGCAGUUUACAAUUCACCGUACAUCAUCCCAGGAAGUCGUCUAGUGACAGUUGGGGGACUUUUUCAAGUGGGGAACUGGAGUGAGCAGAACAAUUCCAUCGACCACAAAACCAUUUGGGAGCGAGCCUGUGCACUGGAGCCCAGCUUACAGCAUGCUCGCAUAGUGGAGGACUGGACAGGUCUCAGACCUGUACGCAGUAAAGUCAGGCUGGAGAGAGAGACCAUCCGUUCUGGACCCAGCGUAAUCGAGGUAAUCCACAACUACGGUCACGGCGGCUACGGGCUAACGAUACAUCGUGGCUGCGCUGAAGAAGCCGCGCGUCUUCUCGGCGAGGUUCUGCGGCCGAAAGCCAAAGCUAAAUCUCGACUCUAAAUCACCUCUAAUGCACUAAUAUUUACUUGCCUGAUCUUAUUAGUUAAUUCAUAAUUAAUGAUUUUUAUCAGUCUGUUAAUCAAACGUAACCAAGCUAGUGAGAACAUCAUGAUAAAUGAGUGUAGUAUCAGAAAAACAUCAUUUUAAAGACCUGAUCCUAUGUAAUUGAACUCCAUUUGAACCAAUCAUCCAAUCAGUGUUAAAGUCAACCUAAAAAAUGCAGGACUAACCAAAAAAAAUCCAAUGAUGCCCUAAAUAUAAUUACAGAGAGAAAUUCAGAAAGCUUUUUCAUUUGAAAUAUAGUUUAUUGUAGAUACACAUGUGGAUCCAGUGUGGCAUUGAAUGUCUGUACACACACACACACACACACACACAAUAAUCUCAUCACUAAAUCGCAAAGGCAGGUACUGUAUGUAGGACAGAGACCUCACUCUGAGCGAACACACACAGGACUUCACCGAAGCUGGGCACAAACCCGUCAGCCAUCAUUUCCACAAGGUGAUGAGAUCGAAUCAUUAAUCAAUCAUUAAUGCACAGAUCAGAAGUGAAAAGCGUUAAUCCAAAAGCUGAACCCAGAGACUCCUUGCAAAAUACAGAACAAUAAACUGACAAGAUAUAUAAAGAUAACGGUGCUAAAAGUAUUCCGAGAUGAACAUUUAAAAGUAAUCACCAAA